GGAAAGUCCUGGGAGAGUAAGUGCGUCAGCAGGUCUGGACCACCAUGUGGACCUUCUGGCUCCAGCUGAUGUUGCUCAGCGCUUCCAUCCAGCAGGUGACCAGUUCAGGUGCAGGACGACACUCACUGUGGGUUUUGGGAACCAGUAUCUCAGGACCCUCACAGCUGCCAGAGUUCAGCUGCAUCCUGAUGCUGGACGACCUCCAGGUGGCGUACUACGACUCCACACUGGACCACCUGGUCACCAGCAGCAGGGACAGGACUCCACUGGACCUGGGUCAGAACGCCAUGAGGAUCGCUCAUGACAUGAUCUUAAACAUGAGAGACAGACUGAGGUUCUCCAAGCACCGCUUCAACCAGACCGAAGGUCUCCACGUCCAGCAGAGAAUCGCAGGCUGUGAGAUCCAGGACGGACAGCCGACCGUCGUCAUGUCACGUGAUGGUUUUGACGGUCAGGACUCUGACAGCCGGAUGUACAACACCACCCACUUCUCCUGCACAGUCAGAGAUGCCUUGCAGGGCUGGUGGACUGCAGCGAGGUGGCACUUCGUCCAAACCCUCUAUCAUCAUUUCUACCUCCCGACAUGUGAGGCAGUCCUGAAGCAGCUGCUGGAGCAGAAGAAGAAGCUGCUGAACCGUCGAGUCCGGCCAAGACUCCGCGUCUUCUCCAGACAGGGGAAUGGUGGAGCUCUGCUCACCUGUCUGGCCACAGACUUCUACCCUCGCCACAUCAACCUGACCCUGCUCCGGGACGGACGGCAGGUGGAGGAGGAUCAGCUGAGCGCUGGUCUGCUGCUGCCCAACGCCAACGGCCUCUACCAGGUGAGGAAGAUGCUGGUGCUGACAGAGCAAGAGCUGCAGCAGAAACACAACUACACCUGCACUGCCGCUCACCUGAGCCUGGACAACCGACUGCAGGUGAGCUGGAGGGCCGAGUCCUACCACUCCCACCGGGCACACUUGGUCUCGCCGCUCGUCCUGGUGGCUCUGCUUCUGCUGCUGCUCCUGCUUCUGGCCCUGGCCAAGUGUGGCAAAUCUCAGGAGCUCACAGAGACUCAGUGGAGGCAGAGAGUGAAACUCAGCUGUGAAGCGCCCCCUGGUGGCCGUGAGACAUUACAACACUGGUUUGGGUUUGAUCGUCCGUUCAGAGCCAGUGAUGCUCCUGAACCCAGGUGCACUGAUUCCAGCUGCAUGUCAGAGAGAAGCCUCCACAGCAGACGUCCAGGGACGACUGGUUCUCCAGUGUGGCAGGUCCACCAUCAUCAGUUUUUUCUCCUGUCAUUCUCAGCUGCACCACAGAAGAGGGACUACACCCUGAAGCAGGAUGAGAUUAUAAUCCAGCCUCCAUCACUUGUCCUUGGUCAUCUGGAGAAGAUCUUUUGGAGACAUAACGGCGAGAAAGUUGCUACAUUUGACGGCGGCAAACAACAUUUCUACGGCUCCUAUGACGGCAGAACCAUACUGGACGGUGCUGCGCUCUUCAUCAGAGAUGUGCGGUUGGAGGACAGAGGAGAAUAUGAGCUGGAGGUUUGGGUCAAAGAUCAGAACCACCAGACUAAAAAAGAGUAUCAUCGUUGGGAGGUGACAGCUGAAGUGUCCAUCACCAGUGUUUCCUGUGAGAUGGAUGGUGACCACCAGGCAAAGCUGGUCUGUUCUGCUGAGUCCAGUCACCCUCAGCUACUGAACUAUGAGUGGAGCUUCAAUGGAACUAAACAUCGCGGCUCCAACCUGAAGAUUGGUCUGGAGGAGGAACAUGACGAGACGGUGUUCACCUGUCGUGUCAGCAGCCCUCUGAGUGAAGACAAAGCUACUUUAGCAGCCAGGAAAUGUUACCCAGAAACUCCAGAGUCUGUGGUGCCGACUGUCGUCCCCAUCGUCGCCGUGUUGAUGGUGGCUGUGCUUCUGAUUGUGGGCCUGGUGGUCUGGAAGAGACGUAAAGGUUCAUCUGAGGAAGAGAACCAGGCCAGAGAAGAACAUCCUCUCAUGAAGUGGCCCUCCGACUCUGUGGAUCACGGAAGUCGUGCUGCUGACUGUGCAGGGCGACUGAAGAGGAGGCUGAAGGAGCAGUUCCACAGUGUGUCUGAGGGGGUCGCUAAAGCAGGAAACUCUGCCCCUCUGAAUCAGAUCUACACAGAGCUCUACAUCACUGAGGGGGGCACAGAGCAGGUCAACCAGGAGCACGAGGUCCGACAGAUCGAAGCAGCAACCAGGAAGCAGACCAGACCAGGAACUACCAUCAGACCAGAAGACCUCUUUAAAGCCUCAGCUGACACAGAGCGACCAAUCAGGAGCCUGCUGACGAAGGGCGUGGCUGGCAUUGGGAAGACCCUCCUGACACAGAAGCUGACUCUGGACUGGGCUGAAGACAAAGCCCACCACAACUUCCAGCUGGUGUUUCCUUUCACCUUCAGAGAGCUGAACCUGCUGAAAGAGAAGACGUUGAGUUUGGUGGAACUUGUUCAUCACUUCUUUCCUGAAGCCAAAGACUCAGGACUCAGCAGCUUUGAAGGAGUCCAGGUUCUGUUCAUCUUGGACGGUCUGGACGAGUGUCGACUCCCUCUGGACUUCAACAGUCAGGUCCUGACAGCAGCUACAGAGUCCACCUCAGUAGACGUCCUGCUGACCAACCUCAUCAGGGGGAACCUGCUUCCCUCAGCUCAGCUCUGGAUCACCACGCGACCUGCAGCAGCCAAUCAGAUCCCUCCUGAGUGUGUGGACAGGGUGACAGAGGUCAGAGGGUUCACUGACCUCCAGAAGGAGGAGUACUUCAGGAAGAGGUUCAGAGAUGAGCAGCAGAGCACCAUCAUGUCUCACAUCAGGAGCUCACGAAGCCUCUACAUCAUGUGUCACAUCCCCAUCUUCUGCUGGAUCACUGCCACAGUUCUGGAGGACAUGUUGAAGAGCAGAGAGACCAGAGAGCUGCCCAAGACCCUGACUGAGAUGUACAUCCACUUCCUGGUGGUUCAAGCCAAAGUCAAGAAGCUCAAGUACCAUGGAGGAGCUGGGACAGACGAGGUUUGGACUCCUGAGAGCAGGAAGAUGGUGGAGUCUCUGGGAAAACUGGCUUUUGAGCAGCUGCAGAGAGGAAACUUGAUCUUCUAUGAAUCAGACCUCACAGAGUGUGGCAUCGACAUCACAGCUGCUGCAGUUUACUCAGGAGUCUUCACACAGAUCUUAAGAGAGGAGAGAGGACUGUACCAGGACAAGGUCUUCUGCUUCAUCCACUUGAGUCUUCAGGAGUUUCUGGCUGCUCUUCAUGUCCACCUGAAGUUCUUCAACUCUGGAGUCAAUCUGCUGGACUCACAACAAACACUUGAAACCAAACAUCCAGAACAGUUCUACCAGAGAGCAAUAAAUGAAGCUGUAGAAAGUCCAAAUGGACAUCUGGACUUGUUCCUGCGCUUCCUCCUGGGUCUUUCUCUGCAGACCAACCAGAGGCUCCUUCCAGGUUUGUUGACCCAGGCAGGAAGUAGCUCCUGGACCCAUCAGGACACAGCAGAGUUCAUCAGGAAGAAGAUCAGUGAGAAAGUGUCUCCAGAGAGAAUCAUCAAUCUGUUCCACUGUCUGAGUGAACUGAAGGUCACUUCUCUGGUGGAGGAGGUGAAUGAGCUGCUGAGAUCAGGAGCUCUCUCCACAGGUCAACUGUCUCCUGCUCAGUGGUCCAGCCUGGCCUUCAUCUUACUGUCCUCAGAGGAAGAUCUGGACGUGUUUGACCUGGAGAACUGCUCUGUUUUAGAGAAGGUUCUGGAGAGGCUGCUGCCGGGGCUCCAAGCCUCAAAAGAAGUUCAACUGAGUGGGUGGAGCCUGUCAGAGAGAAGUGGUUCCCUUCUGUCCUCAGUCCUCAGCUCUCCGUCCUCUAGUCUGACACAACUGCACCUGAGCUACAACAGGGACCUGAAGGAUGCAGGAGUGGAGCUGCUGUCUGCUGGACUGAAGAGUCCACACUGUCACCUGGAGACUCUCAGCCUGAGCAGCUGUGGACUGUCAGAGAGAAGUGGUUCCCUUCUGUCCUCAGUCCUCAGCUCUCCGUCCUCUCGUCUGACACAACUGGACCUGAGUGGCAACUACCUGAAGGAUGCAGGAGUGGAGCUGCUGUCUGCUGGACUGAAGAGUCCACACUGUCACCUGGAGACUCUCAGACUGAUCGACUGUGGACUGUCAGAGAGAAGUGGUUCCCUUCUGUCCUCAGUCCUCAGCUCUCCGUCCUCUAGUCUGACACAACUGGACCUGAGUCAGAACAGGGACCUGAAGGAUGCAGGAGUGGAGCUGCUGUCUGCUGGACUGAAGAGUCCACACUGUCACCUGGAGACUCUCAGUCUGAUACAGUGUAGGAUCUCAGAGAGAGGCUGUGCUUCUCUGGCCUCAGCUCUGACCUCUAACCCCUCCCACCUGAGAGAGCUGGACCUGAGGAACAACCAUCCAGGAGGAGCAGGACUGGAGCGGCUGUCUGCUGGACUGGAGAGUCCAGACUGGAGGCUGGAGACUCUCAGGCUGGAACACUGUGGACCACUGUGGUUAGAGAUCUGACCUGAAGAAGUGUGAACUGACUCCGAGUCUCAGCAGCCGCUGCCGUCAUCAUGGAGAGUUUCCAACUCUUCUGAGGCAGAGUCUCAGUGGAGAGCAGCACAGAGAAAGAGUCCUCAACAGCAGUCAGAGAAGAAGCCUCCACCCUCACAGAAGCUCUUCAUCUGUGGAAACGCUUCUGUCUUCAACGCCCCAAACAGCUCAGAUGUCCAGCUUUUGCUCUUGUUUUCCAUGACUCCUUCAUGCCACUUCCUCUCUGAAGCCUUCAGUCGUGUCCAUGACUUGAACCCUGAUAUGAGCCCUUUGAUGUGGACACUUGAGGAGCCUGUGUUUUGGACACGUGGACUUUGUUCAUCACAUGUCACUGGCUGAAAUGAUCUUCCUCUGAAUGCAAACCGACAGAUGCUCAUGACUCAGUCGGAACAGGGCUGUUUGACUCACCAUGUGAUCUUCUUCUUCUCACCAAGGUAGUUCCAAACACAAGACCAUGUACCUGAACAAUGUCUUUUAGAAGUCAGCAGUGACUCAGUGAGAAGCUACGGAGAAAUGGUGUGAUGAGGUCACCAGCUGAGACCUCCAACCACGGCCUCCUGAUAUGGUGUGGGAAGAUCAACCUGCCAUUUGAUGUCUGCAGGUCUUUCAACAAGCUCUGUCACGGCUCACUUUGCCUCGUUUUGGACUCAACUCUUCCACAGUGAAAGAACCUGUUUUGGAUUUGCUGCACUGCAGGUAGAGAUGGAGGAACCUGCUUUAAAGUUCCGACGACUUCAGCUUGUGUGGAAAUGUUGGUGACGCUGGUGAAGAGGCCGGAAAUAAAGGUUGGUUCUGUUCUGGAGUGGAACAAUGAGUUUCACCUAUUUCCUCCAGGUGUUUUAAUUUCUCUCUGGCUGUUUCCACCUCACCCUGCAGAGAAGACACUGCUUCAUUCAUCUGUGAGGAGAAAAUCCAGUUAACUAACAGGUUACAAACAAUAUUUACAGUUUGUGUAGUUUGGUGUCAACAGAUGUGCUUGGAGUGGUUUCUGUUGUGACGUCAAACAGCAGGCAGAAGGAAGGACCUGCGAUACUUCACAUGCUUUGGGUGGCUCAUCCUGUCACCCUCCUGCCCCCCACCUCUUCCUGAAGGUGGUGCUGUUGCUCAUGUUAUCUGCAGCUCUGGGGUUUAUUAUCAGGAGUCUCUCCCCACUGAGGAACGAGUCAAGGAUAUCUGUCUGUCUGUUGUUGAGAUGUAUGGAAAUGUUUGUGACACUGGCCAGAGUGCAGAAAAGAGUGUUAAUGGUGAAGAGCAAAAGUGUUUUCUGUGGAUUUCCUCCUCAGAAUAAACAGCAGUUGGAGCAACAUGGUCCUCCCUGACUGUGUCGUCUCGCUUCACUCUUGAUCAGCAGACGAGGCGUGUUCAGCAGCCACUUUGUUCCCAGCAGCUCCGCAUCCAUAGCCAACCCCUGCCACCCGGUUCAUACAGCGCAUGCUCAUUCCCACAGUGUAGCAUUCUGGGUCAUGAAGUUCAACUCACUUCAUAACAUCACAUUUUCCCUCCUAUAAAAAGAUAUGACGACAUUCUAAACGUCCCAGUCUCCUCAGCUUAUUACAGACACAACUGAAACUGCCAUUGCGAAAUAUUUCAGUGAAACUUUUUAGCUUUGAAAUGACCUACACGCUCUAAACAUCCACAGCAACACACACACCGAUAUUCCUUUUUUUUUUUUUUCUUUACAAUAUAAGCAAGUAUUUAACAACUUUCAUUCAACCUCGUGGGUGGCUGCAUAUGUCUCUGCAACUUUGAUUGAUUGACUGCAGCAUUUGAUGGUCCGGACUCUGUUGCAACAUCUGAAUCUGAGUGGACAGAAGUGUCUGAUUCUGCUGUGUCAUGUUGAACAGUCUCCUUAGCUGCAAAGUCUUCCUUCGUUGUGUGUAGUUGAAGGUCUGUGUGGUUUCUCCUCAGA
Messenger RNA from Synchiropus splendidus (mandarinfish), 6465 nucleotides. RefSeq names its product protein NLRC3-like. The record is from RefSeq and is a predicted model, not a curated record. Lineage: Eukaryota; Metazoa; Chordata; Actinopteri; Syngnathiformes; Callionymidae. Gene Ontology annotation, molecular function: protein binding. The transcript has 13 exons. The coding region runs from base 45 to 4526 and encodes 1493 amino acids.